GUUCAAAUUUUCAUUGUCAGAUACUAAAGGAAUCUGCUGCACCUUCUGACAGGUCUUUAGAAAUUAAUUGUAUCUAUACUGGACAAGCAACAUGGAUGAGGAAUUUGAUAAGAAGAAAGCCCACAAUAAAAGGCAUGCUGGCCGCAGUGCUGACAAAAAAGCUGAAAAGAAUAAGCAUAUUCAAGAAUACACAGACAAACAGCGCAAUCCCAAGGCAUUUACUUUCAAAUCAGCUGUAAAUGCAAGAAAUAAUUUUCUAAGGAAGCAGAAUUUGCAGCACAAGAAACAUCACAUCCCAGUGGUAGACAGAACUCCUCUAGAGCCUCCACCUGUAUUUAUUGCAAUUGUUGGUGGUCCAUGUUCUGGGAAGAGUACUCUGAUGCGCUCCUUGAUUCGGAUCUACAGUAAACAGAGGCUCACAUCUAUUGCUGGCCCUGUCACUGUUGUGUCUGGCAAGAAGAGAAGAGUGACAUUUUUUGAAGUGAACAACGAUCUUAAUUGUAUGAUUGACAUUGCUAAAGUGGCAGACCUGGUCUUGAUGCUAAUUGACAUCACUUUUGGUAUCGAAAUGGAAGUCUUUGAAUUCCUGGAGAUUUGUCGAGCUCAUGGCACUCCAAAAAUUAUGGGGGUCCUUAAUCACAUUGAUGUCAUGAAAGAUAACAAGUCUCUCAAGAAACAGAAGAAGGCCUUAAAGCAACGUUUCCAGGUUGAACUUUAUCCUGGAGCAAAACUAUUCUACUUGACUGGUAUGAUCCGUGAUGAGUAUAUGCUUCAUGAAGUCAAAAAUUUAAGCCGCUUCAUUGCUGUGAGCAAAUUUCGACCAUUAACAUUUCGAUCUUCUCAUCCAUAUGUUGUUGUUGACCGAUGGGAAGACCUCACUGAUGCUGAAGCUUUAAGAAAUACCAAGUGUGACAGAGAUGUGGUGCUCUAUGGUUACGUCAGGGGCGCCACUCUCAAGCCCGGCCAGCAAAAAGUGCACAUACCAGGUUGUGGGGACUUCGUGUUGGACAGCAUCCAGUUUCUGCCCGAUCCUUGCCCCCUGCCGUCGCACGAGAAGAAACGAUCGCUCACCUCCGAGGAGCACCUACUGUAUGCGCCCUUCUCAGGCGUGGGGGGCGUCGUGUAUGACAAGGACGCCGUCUAUAUUGACCUGGGUGGCUCGCAACACGGCCGCUACAUCAAGGAGCAGCAGGAGAAAGAGAAGAAGCUAUUGCAGCAGCAGUUUGUGCAGUCUGGUGUGACUAAAAGUGUGGAGGCUCGUGCCGAUCAAGACGAUGAAGAUGAUGACCAUGACGAGGGCAACGCUGAUGAGGACAGCGAUAACGACGAGGAAGCAGAAGACGACGAUAACGAAGGAGCAGUGCAGCUCAUGAGCAGACUGCAGCGCUUGUCAGCGAGCGCCGCUGACGGCACACGUCGCGUUCAGCUCUUCGCAGGCGGCGAGCACAUCAUCUCUCAGAGACCCGAGCCUCGAUACAACAACCCUGGUGCUGGAGGGCUCCCGAGCUUCGAGAGCGUCGUGGACCAGACCGGCCGAGUGCGAAGGCGUGCGCUAAUACCUGAGAACGAGGAGUACCGCACCAGCGGCGGCAUGGCUGAUGCGGGGCGCGGCCCAGCUCCUGCUGGGGGCGAUGAUGACAACUCCAGUGAUGAGAACGACUCUAUUGACGACGACAGCGAAGAGGGUGAUCAAGAUGACAAAGAAAUCGAGUCUGAUGGUGAUGAACAAGAAGAUAUGGAUAACGAUGAAAAUGAUGAAGUAAAGUCGGAUGAUGAAUCAGAUACGGAAGUUCUUCCCAAGAAAAGAAAGGCGCAUGAUUCGGGUGUCAUCAACACAAAUGUGACCAGCAAGAAGAAGCCCAAACUGGAGGGCACGGACGCAUUCUCUAAGAUCCAGAGCGUCCUGCAGUCGCUCGAGGAGGAUGAGGAGGGCCAAACCUCGUCAGGAACUGAUGACGUUGGCUAUGCCAGCGGCGACGUAGGCACCUCUGGCACAGCAGAUCCAGACGAUGAAGAUGAGGGAGAUGAAGAGAAUGAUGGCGAUGAUGAAUACCAACGCCUCAUGUUCGAAGAAGCUCGUCAGAAUUACUUCGAGCAUCAGAGCGAUCCUCUCACUGUGGAUGCUGCUGUGUAUGGCGAUGAAUUGGUUCGUGGGUACGGGGAGGAAGAGAUCUACGGCGGACAAGGGGACAAGCCUAGGGUGCCAGUGGCUGACGAGGACGAUGAUGACGGAUUCCUGCAGCGGGUCGAAGUAGUCAAGACGAUCUAUGACGAGCGCGAUAGCAGCUGUCGCAAGUAUGGCAAUGUCCUGAGGGAGUGGAAGGACGACUACAGCGCCGAAAAAGAUAGUAUAAAAGAUUGCUUCGUAACUGGCAAGUGGAAGGACAGUGAAGACGCCCAAACGUUGCUGAAGCUUGACCAGGGCGACCUCUAUGGAGACUUUGAAGAUCUGGAGACUGGCACCAAGUUCCAAGGGGAGGAUGAUGACGAGACCGACAAGAAAGAUUCUGCUGCGGAUGAAUUUGCUGCAGCAACAACCAACAAAUCAGAAAAUAGUCGCAAGCAAAGAAUAAUAGAAAAGAAGAAAAAAAUCAAGGCUAGGCUUCUGGAAAAUGAAAUGGACUCAAAUACAGACUAUUUUGAUAGCUGGAAGGCAGACAUGGCUCAGCAGGCUGAAUUAAACCGGACCGAGUUCGAGAGUCUGAGCGAUGAGGUGCGAGUGCAGUAUGAAGGCUUCAGAGCGGGCAUGUAUGUAAGGCUGCGCUUCAAGAGCCUGCCAUGCGAAUUCGUCAUCAACUUUGACCCCACAUACCCUCUGAUCGUGGGAGGACUCAAGGAGGAGGAGAGCAUGAAUGUUUACAACCGAGUGCGAAUGAAAGUUCAUCGUUGGUACCCCAAGAUCUUGAAGAACCGCGACCCCCUCAUCCUCUCGGUGGGAUGGCGACGUCUCCAGACGAUGAUGUAUUAUGGCAAACGUGAAGACGAUCUCAAACUUCGGUCUCUGAAGUAUGCCAAGAAAUAUUUACACGUUGAAGGCCUGUUUUGGGGCCCCGCUUCGCCCGUCGGUACGGGGUUUGUUGCUUUCCAGAGCGUGUCUGACCGCGUGAGGAACUUCCGCAUUGCCGCCAACGGCGUCUUGCUGGACAAUGAUAAAAGCACUACGAUGGUGAAGAAGUUGAAGCUGCUUGGUCACCCCAGAAGCGUAACAAAGAAAACUGCUUACAUCACAAAUAUGUUCCAUUCAGAAACCGAGGUAGCGGCAUUUUUGGGCGCCAAGAUACAAACUCAGUCUGGCAUCAGGGGUCUCGUUAAGGCUAGCAAUGGUCUGAAGGGCGAUUUUAGGGCCAAAUUUGAAGACACCAUAAAAAUGAGCGACGUUGUCCUAUUGAAGACUUGGACUAACGUUGAGGUUGCCAAGUAUUGUUCGUAUGUGCGCUCCCUGCUGUUGACGCCGGAGCAGAAAGCACACUGGCAGGGAAUGAAGACGGUUGCUCAAGUUAAAAAGGAGAAGAACAUCAGGAAUGAACCCAACAAAGACUCUCUGUACACGGAGAUCACACGGCGACGAACGUACGUGCCGCAGCCGAUGAAGGUACCGCGGUCGCUGCAGGCAGCCCUGCCGUACAAAUACAAACCAAAGCACCAGACCGCCGUCGCGGAGGAGGAGCGCGUGCUCGUCGUCAAGGACCCGCACGAGGAGAAGAUGGACCGCUUCAUGAACCGGUACCGGGAAUUGCUGGAGGAGAAGAAAAAGCAAAGCAAGAUCGCCAUGAAGGCCAAGAAAACAAAGUUCCUCAAGAAGAAGAAAGAACAGGACAUGUUCAGAGCAAACAGGGAGAAGAAACAGAAAACAGCCGCGUGCAAGAAAUACAGCCUCAAGCACCCCAAGAAACCAUGAAAAUUCAAAUAAAUUUAUUGCGAGA
Messenger RNA from Hyalella azteca, 3923 nucleotides. RefSeq names its product ribosome biogenesis protein BMS1 homolog. Gene Ontology annotation, biological process: endonucleolytic cleavage of tricistronic rRNA transcript (SSU-rRNA, 5.8S rRNA, LSU-rRNA); ribosome biogenesis; maturation of SSU-rRNA from tricistronic rRNA transcript (SSU-rRNA, 5.8S rRNA, LSU-rRNA). The record is from RefSeq and is a predicted model, not a curated record. Bases 92 to 3898 code for a protein of 1268 amino acids. Gene Ontology annotation, cellular component: 90S preribosome; nucleus. Gene Ontology annotation, molecular function: GTP binding; U3 snoRNA binding; GTPase activity. The transcript is spliced from 18 exons. Lineage: Eukaryota; Metazoa; Arthropoda; Malacostraca; Amphipoda; Hyalellidae.